AACAUAGAUGGGCCCGGCCCAAACCUGACCCGGCAACCCAAUCUUUUAAAUCGAGUUCCGAAGCCAUAUUCUCAGUCUCUAGGGUUUUUGAUCGUUGUUGUUCUAAAGCACUCAUCCACACAUUCUCCGUCGCCACGACAACAAUGGCUCCAAAGAAAGGUGCGAAAGGUGGAGUUGUAGCAGCAAAGAAGAAGGUUCAGGAGAAGGUAACGAACCCUUUGUUCGAGAAGCGUCCGAAGCAGUUCGGGAUCGGAGGCGCGCUGCCGCCGAAGCGGGACCUGACGCGCUUCGUGAAGUGGCCGAAGAACGUCCAAAUCCAACGCAAGAAGCGCAUCCUCAAGCAGAGGCUCAAGGUCCCUCCGGCUCUCAACCAGUUCACCAAAACCCUCGACAAAAAUCUCGCAACAAAUCUUUUUAAAAUGCUGCUGAAGUACAGGCCGGAGGACAAGGCGGAGAAGAAGGAGAGGCUGUUGAAGAGGGCUCAGGCUGAGGCUGAUGGGAAACCUGUUGAGGCCAAGAAGCCUAUUGUUGUCAAAUAUGGUCUCAACCACGUUACCUACCUUAUUGAGCAGAACAAGGCACAACUGGUUGUGAUUGCUCAUGACGUGGACCCAAUUGAGCUGGUAGUCUGGCUUCCAGCAUUGUGCAGGAAGAUGGAAAUUCCAUACUGCAUUGUCAAGGGCAAAGCACGCUUGGGAACAAUUGUCCACAAGAAAACUGCUUCAGUUUUGUGCUUGACAACUGUCAAGAAUGAAGACAAGAUGGAGUUCAGUAGAAUCCUAGAAGCUAUUAAGGCCAACUUCAAUGACAAGUACGAUGAAUACAGAAAGAAGUGGGGUGGUGGAAUCAUGGGUUCGAAGUCCCAAGCCAAGACCAGGGCCAAGGAGAAGCUCCUUGCCAAGGAAGCAGCCCAAAGAAUGAACUAGAUUAAGUUGCUUUUACAUUAUUAAGGUUGUCAUUUUUCUAUAUCUUAUAUGGGAGCAUAUACAAGUUAAAAUGUGAGGUUUUACUUCAUUUUGGUAGCUGGUAAUCCACAAGGACCGAUUUUGAUCGUUGAUUUUUCGAAGUUAUUUUAAACUUAGCAUUGGAAUGUUUUCCUUUUUCGGUUCAGGAGUUCCUAUAAUCAGUAUUGAGAUUUUGCAGCAAUUCAGUAGUGUGGUGUUGCUUAUUGA
This is a messenger RNA of Glycine soja, 1172 nucleotides long. RefSeq names its product 60S ribosomal protein L7a-1-like. The transcript has 6 exons. The record is from RefSeq and is a predicted model, not a curated record. Gene Ontology annotation, cellular component: ribonucleoprotein complex. Gene Ontology annotation, biological process: ribosome biogenesis. The coding region runs from base 144 to 926 and encodes 260 amino acids. Lineage: Eukaryota; Viridiplantae; Streptophyta; Magnoliopsida; Fabales; Fabaceae.